Moneuplotes crassus is the source of this 758-nucleotide messenger RNA. NCBI's taxonomy places the organism in Eukaryota, Ciliophora, Spirotrichea, Euplotida, Euplotidae. The record is from the annotation of a GenBank genome assembly.
CUAAUCAUUCCAGGUUAUUUCACAUUUUCCUAUAGUUCAUGAAUCAAUUCGAGAUUUUGAUGACUUAUUUCGGGUUUUAAUGAAUCAUCCUGACCCUAUGGCUGCUUAAUUUCCUAUCAGCGAUUGCACAUUGCGAUAUAUUUUUGGUGCAAAAUAACUUCCUGUUCUCAAAUAACCAGUAAGUUUUAUAUUCGGAAAGUUUUGAUUAAUUAUGAAUUCAGGUGUCUUACAACACCGGAAUUCCACUUUGCAUAAAAGCAUUCUGGCUCAUUGACAUACUGUCCCUUUCGACAAGGAAUCAUCAGGGUCCAGAAUGGACAGUUCUCUUCUUACGGAAACUCCGUUUCGAAAUUGGGUUCUUCCGGUUUACUAAAAAUGUGCUCCAGUUUUAUUGAGUAUCACUGUGCCAGAUUUCCUCCUUGAUCCAAGCCAUUUUGGGUGAAGUCUUCCUUGAGGAAUAAAUUAGUAUUUACGAUUGGGAAGAUUAUGAAGAGUUUUAAUGAAUGUGACUGGAUUUAUACUACACUAUUUGCUUGAACCCAUAUCUAGUGGUUUAGCAUCUUUGAAUGCUCCUUUGGUCUUGGAAAUUGUAGAUAAUAAAAAUAUUGAAGAGAUGAAGGAUUUAAGAGAGACCUGCAGAGGGGUAUAUCAUAACUUUGAGUAGAAAAGGAGGAGGUACUUUAAGAGACGUUGGGGUGAUACUUGCAUUUUUACUUGACUAGUUUUCUCUCUUUUAGUUUCUUUCUGGCUUUGAAUCA